This is a messenger RNA of Camellia sinensis, 490 nucleotides long. The record is from RefSeq and is a predicted model, not a curated record. Lineage: Eukaryota; Viridiplantae; Streptophyta; Magnoliopsida; Ericales; Theaceae.
AAAUUAGUUGAAGUAUUGGCAAAUUGAAAACAGCACCACUACUUCCCACUUCUGGAUCGAAAAUAACAAACAAACUCAUCAAGUAUUUCUUCAAGAUGACCGCUGGUGGCGCGCGGUUGUUAGAUCGUCGGAGCUCGAAGAAAAUCAUCUGCGACGCCGCCGCCGCCGGUGCCACCGCAGGGGCUAUAGCUGCCACUUUUGUGUGCCCAUUGGAUGUGAUCAAAACCAGAUUGCAAGUCCAUGGCCUUCCUGAAGCUCACCAUUCUGUCCAAAAGGUAUUUGUUCUUGUAGUAUCAUUAUUACAAGCCUACAGAAUAUAAUACGAACCGAGGGUUUGAAGGGACUGUACCGUGGCCUUUCACCAACAUUGGUGGCACUACUUCCAAACUGGGCAGUGAGUAUUACUUUUCUCGAGUUGUUUCUUGAAGAUUAAUGACCAGUACUCCUUUAUUAUAGAAGCAAUUGCAGCUUCAAAUAUAUAUUAAAAAUU